AUGGAUCCGCAUUUUAAUCUUCCGUGGGAUGUAGAGGAAGAAAUACUCUCUCGUCUUCCAAUUCCAUCUCUUGCUCGGUUCAGAACCGCAUUGCAUGCCCUGCUUGAUGGCUAUGACUUGGCGGCCCACAUCGAUGAGACAGCCGCAAAACCAGAUCCGACACUUACUGUCGAUGGGUCUACUACUCCGAAUCCUGCGUUCACUCUCUGGACUCGUCAGGACAAACUCAUCUAUAGUGCCUUACUUGGUGCUAUCUCUCUGUCUGUCCAACCUCUACUCUCUCGUUCAUCUACAGCCGCAGAGGUUUGGGCUACUCUUGCUGCCACCUACGCCAAACCUAGCCGAGGACACAUCAAACAACUUCAACAACAACUCAAGCAUUGGUCUAAAGGGUCAAAAUCAAUCAAUGACUAUUUUCAGGGUCUUACCACCAGAUUUGAUCAGCUUGCCCUGCUCGGUAAGUUGAUUGAUCAUGAAGAUCAGGUUGAUUUUGUCCUCCAAGGGCUUCCCGACGAAUACAAACCCAUCAUCGACCAAACGGAGGGUCGUGAUUCUCCACCAACUCUUACCGAACUUCAUGAGAAACUCAUCAAUCAUGAAGUUAAGCUGCAGACUAUGAGCACCGUCUCUUCUCUCCCGAUCUCUGCCAACUAUGCAUCUAACCGGUCCUCCUCCUCCACCAAGAACAAUCAGCGUUCUUCUCAGCCAUGGACCAACAACAACAACAAACCAAACGACCGUACCCCUCGUCCUUACCUUGGCCGUUGUCAACUUUGUGGUGCCACUGGCCACUCUGCUCGACGCUGCCAUCUACUCAACUCUGGAUCACAGAAUUCUCGUGGCCCAUUGCUCCCCACUCCAACGUAUCCACCAACCUCUUGGCAGCCACGUGCUCAUUUCACUACCUCCGCUAACGCCAAUCCAUGGGUCUUUGACACCGGAGCUACACACCAUAUCACUUCCGACCUAGCUAAUCUCUCACUCCAUCAACCUUACAACGGUGGAGAAGAGGUUCUCGUUGGAAAUGGAAACAGUCUUCCCAUCUCCCACACCGGUUUUGCUUCUAUACCUUUACUUGCUAAAACCUUAUCCCUCAAUAAUGUUCUCUGCGUACCACAAAUUACAAAGAAUCUUAUCUCUGUCUAUCGGUUGUGCAAUGCUAACAAAGUUUCGGUUGAAUUCUUUCCUGCUCACUUUCAGGUGAAGGAUCUCAACUCGGGGGUUCCGUUACUCCAAGGACGUACGAAGGAUGAACUAUACGAGUGGCCAAUUCCUAAACCAGUUGCUACUGCUCUCUUUGCUACUCCAACUAUCAAAGCUUCACUUUCGGAUUGGCAUUCUCGCCUAGGCCAUCCCUCUCAUUCUAUUCUUAAAACUAUUAUUUCUAGCUUUUCUUUACCUUUUUCUGAGUCUUUUUCUAAAACUUUGUCUUGUGUUGAUUGUCUUACUAAUAAAAGUCACAAACUUGCUUUUUCACAAACCUCUAUCUCCUCGUCUAAGCCUCUUGAAUAUCUCUUUUCAGAUCUUUGGACUUCACCCGUAGUUUCUGUUGAUAACUACAAACAUUAUCUAAUCAUUGUGGAUCACUACACUCGCUACUCUUGGUUCUAUCCUCUCAAACUUAAAUCUGAUGUGAAAGAAAUUUUCAUCCGCUUCAAAGCUCUUGUUGAAAACAAAUUCAAAACCAAAAUUGUCACUCUGUUUUCAGACAAUGGAGGUGAGUUCAUUGCAUUACGUACCUUUCUCUCAACCUCUGGUAUCACUCAUCUCACUUCACCUCCCCAUACACCUGAACACAAUGGCCUUGUUGAGCGACGUCAUCGACACAUUGUCGAGACUGGAUUAUCUCUUCUCCAUCAUGCUCAGAUUCCCAACACCUUCUGGUCUUAUGCUUUCUCCACUGCAGUUUACCUGAUCAAUCGUAUGCCUACUCCUACACUCUCUCUUCAAUCUCCUUUCUCUAUGAUCUUUGGCUUCGAUCCAAAUUACUCCAAACUCAAAAUUUUUGGUUGUCUGUGUUUUCCGUGGCUUCGUCCAUACCGUUCUCAUAAACUCGAACCAAGAUCCACCUCCUGUGUUUUCUUGGGUUACUCCUUAACCCAAAGUGCUUACCUUUGCUUUGACCCUCUCACAAAUCGUUUGUUUGUUUCUCGUCAUGUCAGGUUCGAUGAGCAGACUUUCCCUUAUCAACGUCUUCUCCAAUCGAACUCUGAAACCCCUUCCUCCAAUUGGACUUCGCCUCUCUCCUUUGUUCCAAUUUCUAAUCGGCCACUCGUAUCAGUUCCGCCGUCGUCGUCACCUCCUGGUUCCGAUCCUUCACCGACCCCGACAUUGCCUUCUGAUCAGACUCCGACAUCACCAGUUGCAUCAACGCCGACAUCUCCCGUGCCCAACGGAGAUCUAUCUCCUGCCUCCUCUCACCCGUUGAAUGCACCGUCAAAUCAGAGUCACAACUCCGUCGCGACAUCACCGUCCGUCACCCACACCUCUGAUGACUCACCAUCUUCUAUGGCCCAUACUCAAUCAAAUUCACAACUCUCGGCCCAUUCCUCUCCAACAACCACCACUCAAAGCCCAUCUACAACACCAAGGCCCACUAAUACACCUAGCCCAUCACCAUCCUCAUCUUCGACCUCUUCUCUUCCCUCACCGUCUCCACCACCAGCUCCACCAUCACCUUCUCCACCACCGGCUCCGGUCAUUAUGCCACCGGAAAACAACCACAACAUGGCAACUCGGGCUAAAUCUGGCAUAUCCAAACCCAACAAAAAAUAUGCCCUCCUUACACCUAGAUCCGAUGCCAUUCCCCCAAUUCCGACCUCUGUUGCUCAAGCUCUCGCUGAUCCCCGAUGGAGCAAUGCUAUGUCUGAAGAGUACACUUCCGUCCUCCGCCAUGGCACCUACACUUUGGUUCCUAAGGAGCCCCAUCACAAUAUUGUCUCUUGUCGAUGGAUUUAUACUCACAAAUUUAAUCCUAAUGGCUCUCUUCGCAGGCUCAAAGCUCGCUAUGUCGCCAAAGGCUAUAACCAAAGGAGAGGUGUUGAUUUCACUGAAACCUUUAGUCCGGUCAUCAAGUCGACGUCUCUGCGUGUUGUUUUGGAUGUCGCGGUCAGUCGUGAUUGGCCAAUCAAACAAUUGGAUGUGAACAAUGCUUUCCUCCAAGGCUCACUCGAGGAGGAAGUCUAUGUUGCUCAACCCCCUGGUUUCAUUGAUCCAGACCGUCCACACCAUGUUUGCCGGUUACACAAAGCUCUCUAUGGCCUCAAACAAGCUCCCCGAGCCUGGUAUCGUGAGUUAAGCACCUUCCUCACUGUCUCUGGUUUCACGAACUCCCUGGCUGAUCCCUCUCUUUUCAUUCUCAAUCGUGAUUCCUCGCUUCUCUACAUCUUGGUUUAUGUUGAUGACAUAGUCAUCACUGGAAACAACCCUCGUCUCCUUCAACACACACUUGAUGCUCUUGCCACUCGAUUUUCGAUCAAGGACCCUGAAGACUUAAAUUACUUUCUCGGCAUUGAAGCUUUCCGCACAUCCUUUGGUCUGCACCUUACUCAGCGCCGUUACAUCCUUGAUCUUCUUCAACGGUGUAAAAUGUCUGACGCAAAACCGGUUCAAACACCAAUGGCUGCCUAUCCGAAGCUCACUCUUCGAUCCGGGUCUCCACUUCCUGAUCCAACUGAAUACCGUUCUGUUGUUGGUAGCUUACAGUAUCUAGCUUUCACCAGGCCUGACAUCUCGUAUGCGGUUAAUCGGCUUUCUCAGUUCAUGCAUGCUCCGACUACAGAGCAUUGGCAGGCCACAAAGCGUCUCCUUCGAUAUCUAGCAGGUACGAGCUCACAUGGAACCUUUUAUAGCAGAAGCAAUCCGACAUCCUUACACGCUUAUUCUGAUGCUGAUUGGGGUGGUGACAUUGACGAUUAUGUCUCCACCAACGCAUACAUUGUCUACCUCGGCAAACAUCCUAUAUCUUGGUCAUCUAAAAAGCAGAGAGGUGUUGCUCGAUCAUCUACAGAAGCAGAGUACCGCUCUGUUGCCAAUACCUCCGCUGAGCUUCGUUGGAUUUGCUCGCUUCUCACUGAACUCGGCAUCUCAAUCCCUUCCACACCGGUCAUCUACUGCGAUAACGUCGGCGUCACUUAUCUCUGCGCUAAUCCGAUUUUUCACUCCAGAAUGAAGCACUUAGCUCUUGAUUACCACUUCAUCCGAAACCAGAUCACUUCAGGUGUUCUUCGUGUUGCUCAUGUCUCAUCCAAAGACCAACUAGCCGACGCUUUAACUAAACCGCUCACCAGGGCCCCUUUUAAAUCAUCCACUUCCAAGAUUGGUGUCUCUCACGGGCUAUGGAAUCCGUGCUUGAGACAGUUUAAAUGGAUCAAGUACGAGGCCCAACAGUUUGAGGUUUUCGGCUUAGGAUACGAUAAUACUAAACCCGAAAAGGUUUACAAGAUCUUAGGGUUUAUUACCCGCAAGGGAGCUGCUGUCUACGAGUGUUCCUCUCGGGAGUUUGAGUUUAUUGAUACACCUUGCGAUAGGGUAUUAUCUGAAACAGCCAAACGGUUACAUGUGUCCUUGAAUGGAAAUUUGUAUUGGGUUGCUUACAAUGGCGAGACUCGUGAGUAUUUCAUCCAAAGCUUUGAUUUCUCGAGGGAUCGUUUCGAAACAUGUUGUCUCCUUCCGGGUCAGGAGAUGGAGAACAGUUUUUGUGAUGAACUAGUCCUCGCGGUUUUUGUAGGAGAUCGGUUCUCGCUAUUGAAGCAAUGCUUUGUGACAAGGGAGAUCGAGAUUUGGGUGACGAAGAAGAAGAUUAAUAGAGACGAUGAAGUGGUUUGGGUAAGUUUGAUGACUUUGACAGCAAGUAACUUGCCAAGGUUAUUUAGUAAGCUUUAUGGCAUCAGUUACUUCAUCCAUGGCAAGACCCUGAUCAUGUGUUGUGGCGACGAUGAAACUAGAGAGCCUUGCAUCUAUGUUGCGAGGGGAGAUUUGUGCAUCAAGAUUCCGAUAGAUUCUGAUAUUGGUUGGUUUUCUCACUGUGUCUAUGUUCCAAGUCUGAUCUCGGUUCCUUUAGAGUUUCAUGAGAUUGAGUGA
Messenger RNA from Microthlaspi erraticum, 5082 nucleotides. The record is from the annotation of a GenBank genome assembly. Lineage: Eukaryota; Viridiplantae; Streptophyta; Magnoliopsida; Brassicales; Brassicaceae.